Arvicanthis niloticus (Nile rat) is the source of this 1107-nucleotide messenger RNA. Lineage: Eukaryota; Metazoa; Chordata; Mammalia; Rodentia; Muridae. The record is from RefSeq and is a predicted model, not a curated record.
GCCCCUUACAGGGCGCAGCGGAGGCGCUAGCGGAUUGGCCUGCUCGGGAGGGAGUGGCAGACACGUAAGGGGCGCAUACCUCGUGUCCAAAGCGGGCCAAACGGUGACCCAGCCUGGAGCCAGUGACAGUCCAGUGGGGAAAGUGCGCUGAAGGGACCUAGUGGCUGGACUCGAACCUGAUACCGCCGGGAAAUGGCAGCAUCCAGGGCUAGCCUGGGCCGGAUCCUCCCAGAGUCCUCCGUCCUGUUCCUGUGUGACAUGCAGGAGAAGUUUCGUCCUAGUAUAGCCUACUUCCCACAGAUCGUGUCAGUGGCUGCCCGGAUGCUUAAGGUGGCCCAGCUGCUAAAUGUCCCUGUCUUGCUGACAGAGCAGUACCCAGAAGGCUUGGGCCCCACAGUUCCUGAGCUGGGCGCUCAGGGCAUUCGGCCAGUGAGUAAGACAUGCUUCAGCAUGGUGCCCACCUUACAGAAGGAGCUGGAUAGCCGGUCCCAGCUGCGGUCUGUGCUGCUCUGUGGCAUCGAGACCCAAGCCUGCAUCUUGAACACGGCUCUGGACCUCCUUGACCGGGGACUGCAGGUCCAUGUAGUGGUGGAUGCCUGCUCUUCUCGAAGCCAGGUCGACCGGCUGGUGGCUCUGGCCCGUAUGAGACAGAGUGGAGCUUUCCUCUCCACCAGUGAAUCGCUCAUUCUGCAGCUUGUGAGGGAUGCUGCCCACCCCCAGUUCAAGGAGAUUCAGAAGAUCAUUAAAGAACCAGUCCCAGACAGCGGGCUACUGGGCCUGUUCCAAGGCCAGAAUCCCCUCUUGCAGAACUCCAGGCCCUGACUGAGAUGAGAGAGUUACUCCAUCAUAGGUGGAAGCAUCUGCCCUGUGGUAGGGGAGGGGUGUUAUGCUUCCUGGUUGAACAUCUGGUCCUGGAAAAGCAAACAAGACUCCUGGGUGCUGGAAGGGGUGGGAGACAGGGGGUUGACAGAAGAGAGGCGGUGGUGGGGGGAACAGGGGGUUGACAGAAGAAGGGGGGUGGAAUCUGCUUAGGUCACCUCAUGAGAAAAGAGCAAAGAAGUAUCACAGACUGGGACCAUACUCUGAAUAAACAUUGAUGUGACUGUG